Molecule: messenger RNA, 4967 nt
Organism: Biomphalaria glabrata
Lineage: Eukaryota; Metazoa; Mollusca; Gastropoda; Planorbidae
Product: L-asparaginase-like
Exons: 15
Coding region: 552-2396 (614 amino acids)
Biological process (GO): amino acid metabolic process
Molecular function (GO): protein binding; asparaginase activity
Source: RefSeq, a predicted model, not a curated record
AAAAGUAGGAUUAAAAAACAUUAGACUAGUGGACUAGAUAUAGAAUCUAAAUCAAACUUUCAUCUGGACUGGUAACAUAGAGAAUAGAGGACUAGAUCUAGAAUCUAGAUUACUUUAGAUCUAGGCUUGUAGAAUGAUAAGGCCAUGACUAAAACAUUUCCUAAACUAGAUUAACUCAGGUUCUUUAUUCAAUCAUCCAAAUUCAAUCAUCCAUGUCCGAUCAUGUCGAUGUGAGAUAAAUAACCUUAGCCGUACUAAGUCUAAGUCCUAAAACUACACUCUACACUUACACUGACUUAAAAAGUCUUAAACUUAAAGUUACACAAACUUUAAACUUAUAGUCACAGUUCUGAGUUCACAGUCACAGUGAUCACAUGUCAGUGCUACACUAGUGACUAGGGCUAGGGCCCACUAGCCUCACUAGGGGGGGUGACUAGGCCAGUGACUGAGUGAGUGGCAACACAAGGACUCUGAAGGCCUGAACCAGGUGAUAGUUGAAACAUUCAAAACUUGAAUCAGUUUUAUCUGUGGCAAGCACAUUGACAGGCAGCAUGUCAAGUACACCCAGUCCAGUUUUAUUCAAGCAGUUGUCUCAAAGUGCAAAGGGCCCUGACCUUGUUAAAGUUCUAGUCAUUUACACCGGAGGUACUAUUGGAAUGGUCAAUCAGCAAGGUGCUUAUGAACCAAAAGCUAAUUGCAUGAUAGAAAAGCUGCGCACAUUGCCCAUCUUUCACAGUCCUGAAGCUGCAUCCAUUUUAACCCCUGAGCAGUCAGAGUUCUUUUUAGUAUUACAAUCCACUGGUAAAGGAGAUAAAUAUUUAAUAUAUCAUGUUAUAGAGUUUGAUCCAUUGCUGGAUUCAUCUAACAUGUCUUUCUCUGAGUGGAUUAAAAUUGCUGAUUGUAUAAAGGAGAACUACCAGGACUAUGAUGGUUUUGUUAUUCUUCAUGGCACUGACACUAUGGCAUACACAGCUUCAGCAUUGUCAUUUAUGUGUGAAAAUCUUGGCAAACCAAUCAUUCUAACUGGUUCUCAGAUUCCAAUUUUUGAAACAAGAAGUGAUGGUCGAGAUAAUUUCCUUUCAUCUCUCAUUAUAGCAGGCAAUUACUCCAUACCAGAGGUCAUGAUAUGUUUUAAUGAAAAAGUUUUUCGAGGAAAUCGCUGUAUCAAGUCAGAUUCACAGAGUUUCUCAGCAUUUGCAUCACCUAAUAUGCCACCACUGGUUACCUUAGAAAUUGAUAUUAAAGUUGAUUAUGCCUCAGUCUUUCGACCUGGGACUACAGAAAAGUUUUCAGUGUCACGAAACAUGUGCCCCAAUGUUGGACUUUUACGUUUAUUUCCUGGAAUAACCUUUCAAACGGUGCGUGCAUUUUUGCAACCACCAGUUCAAGGGGUAGUGCUCCAAACCUAUGGAGCAGGAAAUGCUCCCAAUAAUCGACCUGACCUACUUCACCUGUUCAAAGAGGCCUGCAGUUGGGGAGUGCUCAUUCUAAACAUUACGCAGUGCAGCAAGGGCAAUGUUAGUGCAGCUUACGCUACAGGCAAGGCUUUACGUGAAAUUGGUAUCAUCAUGGGAGCAGAUAUGACCCCAGAAGCAGCCCUGAUGAAGCUGAGCUAUGUACUUGGCAAAGAUAAUUGGACACUCGAACAUAAGCGUACAAUGCUUGCACGUAACCUCAGAGGUGAAAUGACUGCAAUGGUUUCUCAAGAAAUGUCUAUAUCAGACUUUGAAUUGAUUGAAAGUGUUGCCCGUUACAUGAGCUUGAGUACCAGUGAGGAAGUAAUGAAAGUAAGAGAAGCUAUUUAUCCUUGCUUGAUGUGUGCUGCAGCCAAAGUCUGUGAUAUUCCAGCUUUAGAGAAGUUACGCAAAUCUGGAGGAAACUUGUCAGCUCAGAAUCAGGAUGGCCGGACAGCAUUGCACAUAGCUUGUCGCCAAGGUCACAUUAAUGUUGUGCAUUACUUGCUUAACCAAGGUGUCAGCGUCCACAUCAAAGACUACAGAAAGGAGACACCACUAAUUGAUGCUGUAGAAGGGGCCCACUUAGAGAUUAUUAGGCUGUUGGUGCAAACUGGGGCCACUAUGCCCUUGGCCAGCACUGUUGUAGCUGUCAGAAUGUGCAGUGCUGCUUCUGACAACGAUGUUAAACUUAUAGAAGCUUGGAUCACUGCUGGAGCAAGUCCAGAUUGGCAUGAUUAUGAUGAUAGAACACCUUUACAUGUGGCCAUCACCUUACAUAAAAUGGAUGUGGCCAUAUUUCUCAUUAAAUGUGGAGCCCGUACUGAUGUUCCUGAUGCUUUUGGCCAAACCCAAAGAGAUGUAGCUGAGAAACUUGGAUAUGAAGACAUCCUCAGCAUUAUUGACAAAACAGAAUCAGCUGAAGAGAUUGGUAAUAGUUAAUUGUCUGUUAUAGUGAUACAAUGAACUAGGUGUAAAUAGUUUUAUUCUCAUAUCAAAAUAAAACAAAAUAAAAUAUAGAUUUUUUAUCCCAUGUAAACAAAACAAACUUGUAUCAUUGACUUGACUUGAACAUUUUGUGUUAUUAUGUUAGAUACAAGAUAUUGAUGUACUAUUGAAAAGACUCUUUUGUUUGGCUUUAUUUGGUCAAUUUUGUUUGGUUUAGUUUAUUAAGACCAAUUUCAUUGACUGCACAAAUUUACAACUUGAGUUCAUAAUUUUGUGAUAUGUUUGUUUCAUUAAAAACUUUAAAAAGCGUAGUAAAAUGUUCUUUAGUAUUCAUCCAACUAAUUGGGUUGCAUUUAUGACUCGUAAAUAGUUUUAAAACUUAACCCCACCAGCCCUGAACCCCUGAAACAUACCGUCCCUAAGUCCUGAGUGCCAUGCCCCUCUUUACUUACAAUCUUUGAAGCUCACAAUUUCUUUCUUAUCAAUCGAUCUCUCACAGUAUCAUUCAAUGGAAGUAAAAAUAUUCUUUAUGAAGUUUUUACAUCCAAGAGUCUAAUUCAACUAAAAUAUCUAUCAACUUUAGGCUUAUUACAAGCCUAGACCUACCAUAUACAUGCCUGGUUCAUGUUUAUUGCAAAUUUUCUAAACUUUUUCAAGUAAAGCCACAUCCAUUCAAUGUAAACACAUGGGCACAACCAUUUGCAAAGCUAAAUAUAAAGAAAAUGUGUAGAUCAAUGAGUUAAACAUCUAAACUAUACAGCUGUGAUUUUUUUUUGUGGCACCAAGAAGUUUAUUUCAUAAAAAUUUUAGAAUGCUUUCAAUUUCAGGGAAAUAGAAUUAAUUUUUACUGAUGAAAGGUUUCCACUUUUUAGACCUUUUUGUUUUAUAAAGGUUUGGUAUCUAUAUUAAAUGUAUUUAAUUAAUCUUCUGUAUUGAUCCAUAUUCUAUUACUGUUUUGCAAUGAAAUUGAGAUGACCUUUAAGUAUAAGAAUUCAUUUUAACUUUUUAACAUUUUUAUUUUGGGUAAGGAUAGUACAAUAAAGUAUGGUUCUAUCUCCCCUGUUGAGAUCAGAAGAUAGAACUAAGUGGAAAUGUAAUUUACAGAUAUUCAAGUUUGAUAUUGUAAAAUUUUUAUAAUUAUACAACACUACUGCUGGAUUUUCUGAUUUUAUUGUCUUUGUUUGUGGCUCUGUGUCAAAUAAAAAACAAAUCUCUUGUCCGUUUUCAAUUUACAAAUUUGCAUAAAUAAAAAGUCAAGAUGACUACCUUAGUCUGUGAUAGUAAUCCUAAUUGCUUCUAUACCUGCCAGUUCUUUGCAUUUAUUGUUUGUUUUGAUAGAAGUGUGAAGUUUUUGAGUUUCUUUGUCACUUGUUUAUUUUACUAGGAGUGAAGUUGGUAACUUUGUUUUUUGUUACUUUACAAAGAUCAGUAUUUCAUUCAAGCUUACCACCAAUUUAAUACAGAAAGCUUUACAGAUGACACACCUUUUUUUUUUUUUAAAUGAAAGUGCUGCUGUCUGUAAUUUAUUUUUAUGAUGUACUUGAACACAACCAUAUAUAGGUCAGUGAUGAGUCUUUCCUAGCUAGGUAACAGGCAAAAGAUCUACCAGUAGUUCAGACUUGAAUCUAAAGCCUUGUUUACAUAACCAUAACUAAAUGAUUAUGAAUAUGAAAUUUAAUUUCAAUGACAAAUUGAUCUCUUUGAUCCUUUUUACACAAUGUAAAAAUGUGAGGAAACUUUGUUUUCCCCUCAUUUAAUAAUGAAAAGAUCUAUAGCUCACCUGAACUCUUUCUAUCUGGGUACAGCAUUAUAUAAAUAUUGUAGAACAUGACUUGUUAUUGAUAUUAUUUUUUUUUUUUUGCUUUGCAUUUUCUUCUUUUUACAGCUAGUGUUUUGUUUUUUCUGUUGUACUCUAUCAAAACUAAAUGUCUGUGACAAAGUGAAGCACAAUAUGUUCACAUUGAAUUUGAGAGCUUUAUUCCAAUCUCAGUUUUUCUACAAGAAUCUCAAAACCAUUUUUUGAAUUUAUAUUCUAUAAAAUCUUUAUACUAAUGUGCGUUUAGAAAAUCAUGUGUAAAACUCAAAUAUAAUGUGUUGAGAACUUAAGACUUUGCCUUGAACCAAUGUAGAUAUUGAAUGAGUGGCAGAGUGGCAUAAAGACCGAUUGUCCUAGAAGGCCUGAACACUGGCCAGCCACUGCCCCCCACAGAUUGCUACAUUGCAGGUCAGUGUUCAGGCCUUCUAGGACGAUGGGUCUCCGCUUGAGAGUUGAUAUUGCCACACUGACUAGUAAUGUUUCAUUUCACAUUGACGGGAGCUGAGGGCCUACCUUCUCCCAGCUAGACCCUUUCCAUACAUGUCCACAUAAAAAAAUUGGACCAGUUGGUACUGGGCUUGCUACAGCUCAUUGGAGCAGAGAAAAGUAAUAAACAUAUGUGAGAUUGAGUUCAGUCUGAUUUAUGACUAAAAACAAACUAAAAUGCAGAAGAUUAUGAACCAUGAAAUCUUUUAGAGAAAUGUACUUUGAAAACUAAUAUGUUUGUAAUAAAAGUUUCUUGAUCAAUU